GUCGAGGAGUGCGGGCGCGUGCUGGCGUCGGGCGGCCUCUGCGCGUUCCCGACGGAGACGGUCUACGGCCUCGGCGCGAACGCGCUCGACGAGGCCGCCGUGCGGCGCAUCUUCGAGGUGAAGCGGCGGCCGCUGAGCGACCCGCUCAUCGUACACGUCGCCGAGCCCGAGGACGCGCUCGGCCUCGUGGACCUCGGCGGCGCGCGCGCGGCGGCCCACAAGGUCUUCGUGACGCUCACGCGGGCCUUCUGGCCCGGCCCGCUGACCCUGGUCUGCCCCGCGCGGAACCACCUGCCGGCGUGCCUCGGCGCGGGCACGGGGACCGUCGGCGUCCGGUGCCCGUCGCACGGUUUGGCGCGGGCGCUCAUCGGCGCCGCGGGCGUGCCCGUCGCCGCGCCGUCGGCGAAUUUGUUCGGCCACGUGUCGCCGACGCGGGCGCAGCACGUUGUGGACGACCUCGGCGCCAGCGAGCUCCACGUGCUCGACGGCUCCGCGGCGGGCGAGUUCGGAGGCGACCCGCCCUGCGCGCACGGCAUCGAGUCCACGGUCUGCGCCAUCGCGCCGGCGCCGGGCCGCGACGACGCCGUCGUCCUCACGGUCUACCGCCGCGGCGCCGUCGCCGCGACGGCGCUCGAGCGGGCCGUCGCGGACGAGCCGGACGCGGAACUCCGCGCGGCCGUCGCGAAGCUCGUCGUCCCCGAGUGCGCGCCGGGCCAGCUGCUCACGCACUACGCGCCCAAGAUCCCCGCGGCGCUCGUGUCGCUCGUCGCCGAGGCGGGCGCCGACGACGCCAAGUCCGACGCCUACGUCGCCCAGUGCGUCGUCGUCGACUUCGGCGGGCGCCUCGCGGCGCUCGAGGACGUCGCGCUCGCCUACCGCGACCUCAGCGCGGCCGGCGACGCGGCCGCGGCCGCCGCCGCGCUCUUCGAGACGCUCCGCUGGGCCGAGGACGUGCCCAAGGCCAAGAACGUCUUCAUCGCCGACCUCCAGGCCGAGAAGGCGUCGCCGGGCCUCAUCGCGGGCGUCGCCGACCGCGUCUACCGCGCGACGAGCGGCAACACCAUCGAGAUC
Molecule: messenger RNA, 1071 nt
Organism: Aureococcus anophagefferens
Lineage: Eukaryota; Pelagophyceae; Pelagomonadales; Pelagomonadaceae
Exons: 2
Biological process (GO): regulation of translational fidelity
Cellular component (GO): cytoplasm
Molecular function (GO): tRNA binding; nucleotidyltransferase activity; double-stranded RNA binding
Source: RefSeq, a predicted model, not a curated record